AUGUGGGACCUGUGUGCACUGGUGGUCCGCUGGUUUCUCUCCUUCGGACUGUUGGCCUCCGUGGGGCUCUGUGUUCUGAAGAGGGUCCGUCUACGUCCAAAGACCACCUCAGUUAAAGGUAGGUAUCAUGAUGUUAGUAUGUGGUGGUGAAGGUUAGAAUCUGUCUGUCUGCCUGACUGCCGGGUUUUUGAACAAUGUCUAUGUGUGUAGUAGAAUGUAAAGUAUGUGUAUUUUUGAAUGGGUAGGUCUAUGGCUACGUAUGUCUGUGCAUGUGUGUGGUUAGUGUGUACCACAGGAGGCUGCUGAGGGGAGGACGGCCCAUAAUAAUGGCUGUAAAGGAGCAAAUGGAAUGGCUUCAAACACAUUGAAACCAUGUGUUUGAUAUCAUUCCACUGAUUCCACUCCAGCCAUUACCACGAGCCCGUCCUCCCCAAUGAAGGUGCCACCAACCUCCUGUGAUGUGUAUGUGUGGUGGUUGUACAGUAUAUGUACAUAUACAGUAUGUAUCUCUGUACUCUACCAUUUGUGUUGGGUGUCUGUGUUCUCCUGUUGGCAGGCCUUGGGAUGACUAGGCAGUUUUACAGUAAUGGCAGCAAGUGGUGAUGGGGUAAGGGGAGGGAACUGCACUUCAUAUAUAGCAAGCUUGUUUCCCAGUCAAGCUCAGACAUCCUGUGUCUAUUUAAAGAUGACUAUUAAAUAGUCUAGGACAGACUAGUGAUAUGGACAUGCUGAUUGUACAUUAAAGUAUAUUAUACAAUAUGCUUGUAUCAGCAUAUUAAAAUAUAUUCAAGUAAACGAUCUGCAAGUACUUGCGAUUGUCACAAAUUACUACCUUUAUAUUUUUAGUUGUAUUUUUGUUACACGUCUCUAUUUGUACUUUGAUUGCUAUUUAAUUCUUAGCUGAAUACAAAGACUGUCUUGUAAUACAUGAGUAAGUCCAGUUAAUGGACUCCUGCACACACUGCAGUCCACAGACAGGGGUGGUCCGCCUGAGUUAAUUCUCUCUUCAUGCUUAGUUACUCCUCCCUCAUUGCUAGUAAACACAAUUGACAUACAACUCAGAUUAGAUCUGCUUCACAUUGACAUUGUGUCACGGAUUCCCCCGGUACUGCUGCUCAUUCCGUCCACCAGUUCCAGAGGUCUAUGUCACCGGCUUUCUAGGCGUCACUGAUAUGGAUCAUUACCACCAACCCUGGACUGUCAUUACGCACACCUGGUUCCCAUUCCCUCUGAUUAGUAUGUGUAUAUAUGUGCCCUCUGUUCCCCAUUGUCCAAUGUCCGUUGGUCUCGUGAGUACCGUGUAUUGUGCUCUUGUGAUUACGGGUCUCGUCCCGUGUAUUUGUUUGGAGGUUUACACCUCGCUCUUUUGUUUGGGUUACAUCCCAGUGUUAAAUACAUACGUGUUUGUUUUGGGCUUCUUCCCCAUUGUUUUUCAUUACGUACCUUGUGUUGGGUGGAGUAAAUAAAACCCCUAAUACGUAUUCCUGCGCCUGUCUUCAAAUCAUUAUACAACAUGACACAUUGACUGAGCCACUGAGAUCCUAACAGUGCAUGAAUGAUCAAACAGUUAAGAACCAUUCUGGAGUGUGCACACAUACACUCACAAAUAUAUACACACAAACGUAUACACACACAAGGUGGAGUAAUGUGUCUACUUUCUAUGGUGACUUUCUAUGGUAGCUAAUGAGGUGGAGGGCGUGAACCACUGAGACAGACAUGAUAAUGACACUCACAGAUAGGGUGUGUGACGACAUUACAAACACAUACACAGUCUUCAAGAACAAAGCAUUGUCUUUAAAAAACUAACUUUGAAAUGGGAACAAUCAGAAGAAAUGCUAGGUAGAGAAGGCAUCUCGGGUGAAUCACGACUCAGGAUAAGACACAGAUGCAGACACAGGAGGCAGAUAGUUCAGAAUGUUUAUUUUAACACAGGGGGCAGGUCAAGGGCAGGCAGAGGUUCGUAAUACAGGAGAGUCAGGCAGGUACUGUCACGAUCGUCGUAAGCAACGGACCAAGGCGCAGCGUGAUAUGCGUACAUCUUUUAAUAAGUACUUUACCAACACUUAACAAAACAACAAAACAAAACGAAACGUGAAGUCCUCGGUCAUAAAACACAAACCUACACGGAACAAGAUCCCACAAAAGACAAGUGCACAACAGGCUGCCUAAGUAUGGUUCCCAAUUAGAGACAACGAGCCACAGCUGUCUCUAAUUGGGAACCACCCCGGCCAACAUAGAAACACAUAAACUAGAACAAGAACAUAGAAAACGAAACAUAGAACCUAACACCUAGAAACUAACACAUAGAAACUAACACCCUGGCUCAACAUAUAAAAGUCCCCAGAGCCAGGGCGCGACAGGUACAUGACGACAGGCAGGCUCAGGGUCAGGACAGGCAGGAGGGUCAGAACCGGGAAGACUAAAAACAAAAACUUGAGAAACAGGAAAAAACACGCUGGUAGGACCUGACAAGACAAGACGAACUGCCAACAGGAGACAAAGGGCUGUGAGACAGAAGUUUAAUCCUAGACACAUGAAAAGUGGGAUGUAUACGGAGGGUGCGGGGCAACAGAAGAUGAACAACAGAGGGGCUAAGGAUUUUAGAGAUGGUGAAAGGGCCGAUAAAACGGGGGGAAAGUUUACGGGACUCCACGCGGAGGGGCAGAUCCUGAGUGGAAAGCCAUACCCUCUGCCCGAGACAAUAGCGGGUAGCAGGGGUCCGGUGGCCGGCCUCUCUUCCAGGUACGGCGACAGGGGCGGACGAACAUCUGGGCAGAAGGUAUGCUGACGUCUUCCUCUUGUUCAGGGAAGAGCGGGGGCUGAUAUCCCAAGGAACACUCGAAGGGCGAGAGACCAGUGGCUGAGCAGGGAAGGGUGUUGCGGGCGUAUUCCACCCACACGAGUUGCUGGCUCCAGGUGGUGGGGUUGGUGGAGAUGACAGGAACCAUGGUGGGCCACCAAAAACGUUGUCGGAUAAAAGCCAGAGUCCGACGGGAGCCAGGAUGGCAGGUCAGUGUAGAGGAAUGUGCCCAUUCCAGGACCGGGGAAUGGGCAGAGUUCGGGACAAACAUCCGGUUAGCCGGGCCCCGUACAGACCAGGCUCUCUAUACCCCAGAUGAGUGCAGCCGCUAGACAGGAGGUAGGGAGGAUGGUUUCGAGGUCAGACGGUGUAGCAUUAUUGGACCCAGGGCGGUAGGAGUUAGUAAAAUUGAAACGAGUGAAUAACAGGGCCCAUCAAGCCUGCCUUGAGUUGAGGCGCUUAGCGGUGCGGCGAUAUUCCAGGUUCUUAUGGUCAGUACACACUAAGACUGGAUGUUCCGCCCCCUCUAACCAGUGCCUCCACUCCUCCAAUAGCCUCUUGACCACGAGUAGUUCUCAAUUUCCCACGUCAUAGUUCCUCUUAGCAGGGUUAAGAUGAUGGGAAAGGAAAGCGCAGGGAUGCAGCUUUUGGUCCUGGGCAUAACGCUGGGACAGGACGGCCCCCACUCCGACAUCCGAGGCGUCGACCUCCACCAUGAACUGACGAGACCGGAUGGAUUAAGAUGGGAACUGUAGUGAAUCGAUGCUUGAGGUCCGAGAACGCCCAGUCAGCUGCUGGAGACCACGUGAACGGAACCUUGGGAGAAGUGAGUGCUGAAAGGGGGGAAGCCAGGGUGCUGUAACCCCGGAUGAAGCGGCGUUAGAAAUUAGCCAACCCCAGGAAAUGUUGCAGCUGCACUCUGGAUGUGGUUUGAGGCCAAUCCACCACCGCUCUCACCUUGUCAGAAUCCAUCGGAAUAUUUCCUGCAGCGAUGACGUAUCCUAGGAAGGAGAUGGUGAAGCGAUGGAACUCACAAUUCUCUGCUUUAACACAAAGCUGGUUCUCCAGGAGACGCUGAAGGACCUAUUGGACGUGGAGGACAUGCUCUUGAGCUGAACGGGAAAAAACAAGGAUGUCGUUGAGGUAGACAAACACAAACUGGUUCAACAUGUCACGGAGCACAUCGUUGACCAGGGCCUGGAACACUGUGGGAGUGUUGGUCAGUCCGAAUGGCAUCACAAGUUACUCGUAGUGCCCGCUAGCCAUGUUAAAGGCUGUCUUCCAUUCGUCUCCUUCCCGUAUCCAAACGAGAUGGUAGGCAUUCCGAAGGUCCAACUUCGAGAAGAUCGUCGCCCCCUGGAGAGGCUUGAAAGCCACGGAGAUGAGUGGUAGAGGGUAACGGUUUUUAACCGUGAUAUCAUUAAGGCCCCGGUAGUCGAUACACAGGUGCAGGGUUUUGUCCUUCUUCACAAAGAAGAACCCUGCGCCGGCGGGAGAGGCAGAUUUGGCGAAUACUCCCUGCAGCAAGAGAGUCCUCAAUGUACCUUUCCAUAGUCUUGGUCUCCGGACCCGACAGGGAAUAAAGCCUCCACCGAGGCGGUGUAAGUCCUGGGAGAAGGUUGAUAGCGCAGUCGUAGGGUCGAUGCGGAGGGAGAGAUGUAGCGCGGGUGGCCGGGUAUGGUUCCCAAUCAGAGGCAGCUGUCUAUCGUUGUCUCUGAUUGGGGAUCAUACUUAGGCAGCCUUUUUCCCACCUUAGUUUGUGGGAUCUUGUUUUGUAUGGUUGCUUUGUAGCCUGCAGAACUUUAUGUUUGUGUGUAUUUUGUAGUUUUGUCUGUGUUUCAUUUAAUAAAUUAAGAUGUUCGGCUACCACGCUGCACCUUGGUCCGAGCCUUCAAUCAACGAACGUGACAGGGUGAGAUACUUAGUUGAUUCUUCCGGUGCAUAGCAACAUCUGAUUCAAUGCAUUAGUCAUGGCAUUAGCUAGUUAGUUAGCAAUUAGGAAAAAUAUAAUUGUAUUUUUGCAUGCAUUUAGAAUAAAUUAAUUGUUUUAUUUCUAGCUGCUUUAAUGUUUUUACCACAUGUUAUCAAAAGAUAUACAGUACAUUUAUGCUUCAAUUGAUAGGAGUUUGAUAUGAGGGUACCCAUACACUCUCAGUACAGUACCCUCUCAAGUUAAUUCUCAACGAAGAUCUCCAUUCUAACAAACUCACUCUAACUUCUGUUGUCCCCCAAACCACUCUUAUCCAUGCUAUGUUGUUGAUAGGCUCGGCGUAGCCUUGGAAAGCCUCUUCUGUGAUUGCUGCCGACCAAGCGUAUUUAUUUGUAUGAAGGCACAGGCUGUGACGGUGGUUAGUUUUAUAAUUAGUUUAGAGUGAAGAGAGGUGUGUGUGUGUGUGUGUGUGUGCGCACACAAGUGUAUGUGCACGUGAUAGGGUGUGUGUGCUCUCAUCAUGCGCAUGCAUCAGAUUCCUGCCAAGCAGAGGGGUGGAUAAACUGCGUCCCUCCUGUCCCAUCCAGUCACUUUCCCAGUCAGGCAAGCAGAGAGAGUGAGAGGAGAGAAAGAGGUGAGAGGAGAGAGAGAGACAUUCUACUGCACUAUACCACACACUAUAACAGCAGGGCUACCAGGAUCAAGGCUAAUUGUGCUCUGCUUUCUUUUCCUUCCUUCCCUUCUCUGGUCACAGGCAGUUCUAGGACCAUGGCACACCAUAAAGACCCCAGCAAGAUGGGCAUUGGCCGCUCCAUCGCCGUGCUGACCUCCGGAGGCGAUGCCCAGGGUGAGUGGGGCUGGGUGGACCAGGGCAGGGGGGUGCCAGAGGACUGUUCGGGGGAAGCACCAGUUUCAGGGGCAGACAGUCCGAGGGAGGAUAGACAGCCCAGAGGCUUGUUGGUAAUCAGCAGGUGGCUGAGCAGGGGCCAGAGUUAAAUCGGUCCAUGUGAACAGUUCCCAUGUGGGGGCAGCAAACAAUGAGAUAUUACUUUAAGUCAACAAUUCCCAUAAUUCCCAUUCAUGCUCAGAGCUCUGAGGCUGUCAAUGAAUUUGGAAUAGGGAAACAGUGGAGUAUAGGGAGGUAAAGUAAAAAGUGAUUUGUAAACAUAAUUUGUGUUGUCUGAAGUCAUAGCUGGACUUCAAGGGUGAUGCAUAGACUGACUGUACUACAGAAAUGCAUAGAUUUAUGUUGAAAGUCAGAUGAGUCACAGCACAUAUACUGUACCAUAGCUCAACUAAUAGAAAACAUGCCUCUUAUUUGUGUGGUUUGAAAUUCAACUGUGUUGACGUUUUGUUUUCAGUCACAGUUCCAGUUAUACAGUUUGCCACACCCACUACCACGGCCAAAUAAACUGUAAUGAUUGUGGAGUUCUGACAUUAAAAGUUAAUAUCAUAAUGUUAUAUGAUAUGUUAUCACGUCUUAUAUGGCACGUUAGCUUCACAUAGAGACCUCCUCUCGGUUGUCACUGAGAUAUCUUAUCACAUGGAAAGGGCAACGUGAUGUCUUCCAUCCAAGGAGGUUGCCAGGGUCAGUGGAGCAUUCGCAGUGGGUGCGUCCCAAUAAUCUCUCCUUCCUUCUGAAGUGUGCACUCUUUCACUACUCCCCCAAAAUUUGAAAUAAUUGGAUUGGUGUACGCAUGGAUAGAGGGAGUUUCUGUAUACCAGUCAUUUCGUUUCAAAUCGAUGAAGUGAACAAGCGCACACUUCUGGAGAAAGGAAAGAUUAUUGGGACGCACCCAGCAGUCUUCCCCCUGACCUUUAGCUGGAUGAUGAAUACCUCCCCUUUGACCUUUUGGGAUGUCUGCCACUGACCCCACAUGACCUUCUGAUUGGAGCCUGUGUCAGGGAGCUGUCUGCCUGUCUGAACUUUACAUCAUUAUGCCAACUGAGUGGCUCUAGUCGGCUAGCUGUUUGUCAGGGUUCUCUCUCUGUUCUCGCUUUUAUUUCAUGUUUUUUCUUUGUCUUAUUCUCUACAUACACCCUAGCUACUAUAUUCACCCAUAUCUUUACCUUUCCCUCUAUUUACCUCUCUUUCCCUCCUGCUGUCUCUCUUUCCCUCUCAUUCCUUCUCUAUCUCUGUAUUUUUUGAAGGGGUGCUAAUUUUAGAGACGUGACCUUUGUCAUAUGACAUGGAGAGGUGGAGGAGGAGGAGGAGAGAUGUGGGCCGCCCUAUCCCUCCCUCUUAUCCCUCCUCUCUCCCUCUUCCACCUAAACCUUUUUCUCCCUCCAUCAUGUUGAAAGGGGAGACACUCUUGGCACCUCAACAGACACACUAUCCACAUGUGUUGCUCUAUAGAGUGGAGCUGGUGUGUUGAGACAGUGAGCUGGUUACAUUUCCAGUCCUGACUGCCAUACCUCUGUCGUCCCUGUCUGCCCUACCUUCCCUGUCGGCCCUGUCUGCCCUGCCAGUUCCCUGCCAGUUCACUGACACAGACACACAGGCUGUUGCAACUACAUGCCCAGGAGAGCUUGAAAGUGCAUUGUCAUCCCAACUGUGUGGAUGUGAGAGGAGAGCUCUUCAGUAUUCCACUAUGCUUUGCUAUGGUUCCCCAUCAGCCAUACAUCCUAACCAUGUGAACUCACAUGUUACAUAAUGGUACAUAAUGGUAAUGAUUAUUAUGAUCUGGUAUAUGUACACAUUAUAAUUUUUCCGUUCAGCAAAAUCACUAAAAUGAGACAAAAACAGCUGCAUUGGACUUUUAACAGAUUCAUUAUCUCAAUAUCAAAGAAUUUCUGGGUAACAAUUAAGUACCUUACUGUGAUUGUUUUCUUUUUUUUUUUACACAAUUUGCUUCCUAGCAAAGGGCAAUUUCUCAAGCAAGAAUUUUGCAUAUGUCAAGUUUGUAGCACACAGCAUGCCAACUUAAUCAUAGCAGCUACACUGUGUUGUGGGUUGUAGUUCAAAACUACCCGUGCAGGUGGGACUGUGUCAGUGAUGUUCUAACAACCACUGCAGGUAUGAAUGCUGCUGUGAGGGCCGCAGUCAGAGUGGGCAUCUACACUGGGGCCAAGGUCUACUUCGUUCAUGAGGUUAGUACCUGACUUGUAUCCCCCAUCUCAUCUAACAUUUUAUGUUACCCAUCCUCUAUUAGUCUAUAACUGUUACUAUUCCCUUUUUCUGAUUAUUAUAGUCUACAGCAGUUGUCACCAACCGGUCGAUCGCAAUCGACUGGUCGAUCUUCAAGGAAUUCCUAGUCGAUCACCAAACAUUUCUGUAGAAAAGCCAAGAAUAUAAAGGCUUGUGCUGCUUUUUUUAUUUAUUUGUGUUGCGCUGUUGGCGGUAGGUGCACUUGAUUCAGAAGCCCUGCACACCGGAUAGGCAAAGUGUUCCCAUUUUGAACUAUUUCAUUUAAACUCCGCCUACCCGGCAGACCGAGAGAUCUGUGGCUAAAUUAGUGUGCUUACUGUGCUGUCCAAUCGGAUAGCUCAAAUUACAGUGCCUACAGCUUCCACAACCCAGUCCACAGCAAAGUUUGAUACUAGCCUACAUUACAUUUAAUAACUUUUAAAACCAUGACCAAAGAGAAACUGUAAAAGAAUACAGCAAAGAGCUGCUGUUUUUAUGAGUGAAUGAAUGUCAAAGUUUUUACUCAGCACUGUCAACACUGUUUUUAUUCAACACUAUUAAAAACAUAAAAUGAGCUUCUCCCUACUUCCACUGGCGCUGCAAUGAAUGAGUAGCCAAGUGUAUCGAUAGCCCUGCAUUUGUAUGAUUAUUAGCAGCUCAUCGUGUCUAUUUUAAUAUCGAGAAAUAUUUUACUUUCUCUGGUCAUAGGAACAACAUGAAUUUGUGCAUGAGGCAGAUGAGGUGAGACUCCAGUUUUUCCAUCAAGUGGAAAACUGUGUCCCCUCUCUCCAGCCUGGUCUCAUAGACUAGAUGUAACACAGUAAAUGUAAUUCUGGGAUAUUCAAAUCAGUAUGAUAUGUUAUGUUUGGUAUGGUUACUGAAGUCAAAAACGAAAGUAGGGUGGAUGGGUAGGCGUAUAAUGCGAACGUCUAGCAACCCAAAGGUUGCGAGUUUGACUCUCAUCAGACAACUUUAGCAUUUUGGCUAAUUAGCAACUUUUCAACUACUUUUGAGCUACUUUGCAACUACUUAGCUAAGCCUUCCCCUAACCCCAUCCUUAACCAUUUAACCUAACUCAUAAACCUAACCCUAGCCUAGCUAAUGUUAGCCAGCUAGCUAACAUUAGCCACCUAGCUAGAAUUUGUAACAUCUCAUAUGUUUAGCAAAUUUGUAACAUAUUGUACGUUUUGCAAAUUCAUGACAUAUAAUUUGAAUUGUAAUUCAUAACAUAUCGUGCGAAAUGGGUGAUGGACACCACAAAUGAAUACAUACCAUACGAAACCUAACAUAUCAUACCAAAUGGAGUAUCUCGGAUUUACGUAUAGAAUAAUACGAAAUCCCUGAUUAGAGGGGAUAGGAUGUAAACCAACAGUGCUACGGACAGCAAUGCCUGGAUUGAGAAAGCUGAUCUGGAAUGAGCCUCUUACAUUCCCUUUUCCUUGCCUGUUACCUUAUCAUUCAGCUAAGCCACCUCAGUUACCUUGGGUUUCACCUUAGAUCCUCCCGUAACUGUGAGUGACAGGUUUGUGUGUUCGUCUUCAGGGUUACCAGGGUCUGGUGGAUGGAGGUGACAAUAUCAAACCUGCCACAUGGGAGAGCGUGUCUAUGAUGCUGCAGCUGGUGAGCACACAUACAGUAUACACACACACACACACUUUAUCCAAUUACCUCCCCCCUCACACUGUCUUGAGCUCUCCUGUAGUUUCUGACCAAAUGUAACCUUUCAGUGAAAGGGGUGGGAUCCAUCCUCUGUAACAUGAACUGGUCCUAGAUCAGUGACUCUCUGGUCAGUAGGAGCUAGUUAAAUGCCAGGGUUCACUGGAUUUAAUGGGCUUCAGAAUGAUAGGCUGGGGUUUCACCUCCCUCCUCUUCCCUUCCUUCUUCCCUCCCCCUUGGUCUCUCUCCUCACUCACACACACACACACACACACACACACUAUUCCUGAACCACAUUCUCUCUCAUCCCCCUCUGCCUAUAACCCACAACCUGUCCUUCUCUACUUCUUCCUCCAUCUCUCCCUCUUUUUUAGCCCAACUGAAUGUGUUCUUUUGGCAGAAUGUGUGGGUUCUGUUUGUGUCAUCCAACUGAUCCCACCUCUCCCUCUUGUCUCGUCUCAGGGUGGCACUGUGAUUGGCAGUGCCCGCUGUAUGGACUUCAAAGAGAAGUGGGGGCGUCUGAAGGCUGCCUGCAACUUGGUCAAACUGGGCAUCACCAACCUGUGUGUGAUUGGUGGUGACGGUAGCUUGACUGGUGCCAACCAGUUCCGUACAGAGUGGAGAGAGCUGCUGGCUGACCUGACCAAACAGGGUGAGAUACCUGGGCCACCAACAAGACUACAUUACCCAGCACCCUUCACUCCAAACCACCCCACUACCAUAAAACAUAAUGUGACCCACUACACUUUUUGUAUUCCACCCAGUCACUUUUUAGAUUAUCCUAAGAGGGGGGAUUAGGUCAUCAUUCAUUAUGAUCUUAAAACAAAAACUGAUCCUAGAUCAGCACCACUACUCCAAGACAAUUUGUGAAUACGGGCCCAAGCAUCUGUAUGGUCUUUGAAAUAUGUGGCUCCUUAUACUGUACUUUAAUGUCUCCUUGUGGACCCAAGUCAUAUAUGCAAAGUCAUUUAUCCAAAGCGACUUAGAAUAGUGCUUGCAUACAGUUUGAUAUGUGUGGCACCAGCGGGAAUUGAGCCCAAGACCCCAGCGUUGCAAGGGCCAUGCUCUAUCAACUGAGCCACAUAGGACUACGAGUAAUGUAUUAAAUGUGUGAGUUGACUGCUAGUUUGUGUGUCCACCACCAGGUAAGAUCACAGCGGAGGAGGCUAGGCGUUCUUCUCACCUCAAUAUCGUGGGCAUGGUGGGCUCUAUAGACAACGACUUCUGUGGCACUGACAUGACCAUCGGCACUGACUCCGCCCUGCACCGCAUCAUAGAGGUGGUGGAUGCCAUAACAACUACUGCACAGAGGUACACACACACCGAUAUUAAGUCAUUUGUAAGCAUCAGUAAAUCAUAAGGAUUUUGUGAUUCUGAGUUUUUCACAUAUUUCUGUUGACAGUCACCAGAGGACCUUUAUCCUGGAGGUGAUGGGCAGACACUGCGGGUGAGUGCCUGACUGUGUGUGUCAAAUCAAAUGAAAUUUCUUGGUCACAUACACAUGUUUAGCAAUGUUAUUGCGGGUGUAGCAAAAAUGCUUGUGUUUCUAGCUCCGACAGUGCAGUAUAUCUAACGAGUAAUAUCUAACAAUUUCACAACAUAUACCCAAUACACACAAUUCUAAGUAAAGCAAUGGAAUUAAGAAUGUAUAAAUAAAUAUAUGGACGAGCAAUGUCAGAGCGGCAUAGACUAAGAUACAGUAUAAUAUUAUAGAAUACAGUAUAUGCAUAUGAGAUGAGUAAUGCAAUAUAUGUAAACAUUAUUAAAGUGACUAGUGUUCCAUUUCUUAAAGUGGCCAGUGAUUUCUAAUCUAUGUAUAUAGGCAGCAGCCUCUAAUGUGCUAGUGAAGGCUAUUUAACAGUCUGAUGGCCUUGAGAUAGAAGCUGUUUUUCAGUCUCUCGGUCCCAGCUUUGAUGCACCUGUACUGACCUCGCCUUCUGGAUGAUAGCAGGGUGAACAGGCAGUGGCUCGGGUGGUUGUUGUCCUUGAUGAUCUUUUUGGCAUUCCUGUGACAUCGGGUGCUGUAGGUGUCCUGGAGGGCUGGUAGUUUGUCCCCGGUGAUGCGUUGGGCAGACCGCACCAUCCUCUGGAGAGCCCUGCGGUUGCGGGCAGUGCAGUUGCCGUACCAGGCGGUGAUACAGCCCGACAGGAUGCUCUCAAUUGUGCAUCUGUAAAAGUUUGUGAGGGUUUUAGGUGCCAAGCCAAAUUUCUUCAGCCUCCUGAGAUUGAAGAGGCACUGUUGCGCCUUCUUCACCACACUGUCUGUGUGGGUGGACCAUUUCAGUUUGUCAGUGACGUGUACGCCGAGGAACUUUAAGCUUUCCACCUUCUCCACUGCGGUCCCGUCAAUGUGGAUAGGGGGGUCCUCCCUCUGCUGUUUCCUGAAGUCCACGAUCAUUUGUUUUGUUGACGUUGAGUGAGAGGUUAUUUUCCUGGCACCACACUCCCAGAGCCCUCACCUCCUCCCUGUAGGCUGUCUCGUCAUUGUUGGUAAUCAAGCCUACUACUGUUGUGUCGUCUGCAAACUUGACGCUUGAGUUGGAAGCGUGCUUGGCCACGCAGUCAUGGGUGAACAGGGAGUACAGGAGGGGGCAACCUUGUGGAGCCCCAGUGUUGAGGAUCAGCGAAGUGGAGGUGUUGUUUCCUACCUUCACCACCUGGGGGCGGCCCGUCAGGAAGUCCAGGACCCAGUUGCACAGGGUGGGGUUCAGAUCCAGGGCUUCAAGCUUAAUGAUGCGCUUGGAGGGUACUAUGGUGUUGAAUGCUGAGCUAUAGUCAAUGAACAGUAUUCUUACAUAUGGAUUCCUCUUGUCCAGAUGGGAUAGGGCAGUGUGAUGUUGAUUGCAUCGUCUGUGGAUCUAUUGGGGCGGUAAGCAAAUGGAUGUGGGUCUAGCGUGGCAGGUAAGGUAGAGGUGAUAUGAUCCUUGACUAGUCUCUCAAAGCACUUCAUGAUGACAGAAGUGAGUGCUAUGGGGCGAUAGUCAUUUAGUUCAGUUACCUUUGCUUUCUUGGGUACAGGGACAAUGGUGGCCAUCUUGAAGCAUGUGGGGACAGCAGCAUUGGUGUAAAAAUAGUUUAAAGUACUACUUAAGUAGUUUUUUUUAGGUAUCUGUACUUGCCUAUUUAUAUUUUGGACUACUUUUGGACACCCAAAAGUACUCGUUACAUUUUAUAAUAAUAAUAUGCCAUUUAGCAGACGCUUUUAUUCAAAGCGACUUACAGUCAUGCGUGCAUACAUUUUUGUGUAUGGGUGGUCCCGGGGAUCGAACCCACUACCUUGGCGUUACAAGCGCCGUGCUCUACCAGCUGAGCUACAGAGGACUACGAUUUUCCAUGCUUAGAAGGUCAGGAAAAUGGUCCAAUUCACUCACUUAUCAAGAGAACAUUCCUACUGCCUCUGAUCUGGAAGACUCACUAAACACAAAUGCUUUGUUUGUAAAUUAUGUCUGUGUUGUAAUGUGCCCCUGGCUAUCUGUAAAUGAAAAAAAAACAAGAAAAUUGUGCAGUCCGAUUUGCUUAUUAUAAACAAUUCGAAAUUACUUUUGAUACUUAAGUAUAUUUAAAACCAAAUACUUUUUGACUUUUACUCAAGUAGUAUUUUUCUGGGUGACUUUUACUUGAGUCAUUUUCUAUGAAGGUAUCUUUACUUUUACUCAAGUAUGACAAUUGGGUACUUUUUCCACCACUGGACAGCAUACUGGGAUAGGGAGAGAUUGAAUAUGUCCGUAAACACACCAGGCAGCUGGUUUGUGCAUGCUCUGAGGACGCGGCUAGGGAUGCCAUCUGGGCCGGCAGCCUUGCGAUGGUUAACACGCUUAAAUGUCUUACUCACGUCGGCCACAGAGAAAGAGAGCCCACAGUCCUUGGUAGCGGGCCACGUUGGUGGCACUAUAUUAUCCUCAAAGAGGGCGAAGAAGGUGUUUAGCUUGUCCGGAAGCAAGACGUCGGUGUCCGCGGCGUGGCUGGUUUUCCUUUUAUAGUCCGUGAUUGUCUGUAGACCCUGCCACAUACGUCUCGUGUCUGAGCCGUUGAAUUGUGACUCCACUUUGUCCCUAUACUGACGUUUUGCUUGUUUGAUUGCCUUGCGGAGGGAAUAACUACACUGUUUGUAUUCUGCCAUAUUCCCAGUCACCUUGCCAUGGUUAAAUGCGGUGGUUCGCGCUUUCAGUUUUGCGCAAAUGCUGCCAUCUAUCCACGGUUUCUGGUUAGGGUAGGUUUUAAUAAUCACAAUGGGUACAACAUCUCCUAUACACUUCCUGAAACUCAGUCACCAUAUCAGAAUAUACGUCAAUAUUAUUUUCUGAAGCUACCCGGAACGUAUCCCAGUCCGCGUGAUCAAAACCAUCUUGAAGCGUUGAUUCCGAUUGGUUAGACUAGUGUUGAAUAGUCCUUAGCACAGGUACUUCCUGUUUGAAUUUCUGCCUAUAGGAAGGGAGGAGCAAAAUGGAGUCGUGGUCAGAUUUGCCGAAAGGAGGGCGGGGGAGGGCCUUGUAUGCAUCCCGGAAGUUGGAGUAGCAGUGGGCGAGUGUUUUAGCAGCACAAGAACUACAAUCAAUGUGUUGAUAGAACUUCAGUAGCCUUUUCCUCAAAUUUGCUUUGUUAAAAUCCCAAGCUACAAUAAAUGCAGCCUAGGAUAUGUGGUGUCCAGUUUGCAUAAAGUCCAGUGGAGUUCUUUGAGGGCCGUCGUGGUAUCGGCUUGAGGGGGGAUAUCUAUAACCGAAUAAAAUUAUCUUGGGAGAUAAUACUGCCGGCAUUUGAUAGAGGUAUUCUAGGUCCUUCUGCUUCCCGGAUAGAUAUUUAUUCAUGUCUGCGCACGUUUGUCUGUGUAUGCUUGUGUAUGUGUUAACAUUGCUCUCUGUUCCUACAGCUACCUGGCCCUGGUGACUGCUCUGGCCUGCGGUGCUGACUGGGUGUUCAUCCCAGAGAUGCCCCCAGAGGAAAACUGGGAGGAACAUCUGUGCAAAAGACUGAUUGCGGUACCACACCUCCUCUCCUCCUCCCUCUAUCCCUUCUCCACCUCUUCUGAUUGAGCCUCUCUUUAUUUCUUUGUCCCUCUCCCUGGUUUUCUCUCUCUUCCUCAUAUAGUAACACACAAAACAAAGUUCUCUCUCCGUCUCUCUCUCAGCAAAGGGAGCGUGGUUCUCGUCUGAACGUCAUCAUCAUGGCAGAGGGAGCCCAGGACCGUAACCAGAAACCCAUCACCUGUGACCAAGUCAAAAAUGUGAGCGAUGGCAUCACACAGUCAAUAGAAGUUGUCCCUAACCACGUAAACAGGCGGUGUCCCAAAUGGCACCCUAUUCCCCCAGCCACAGAGUCCGAUAUGUUUCAUCCCCCUAAUGGUUAAGGUUAUAAGGGGCUAGGGUAAUAUGACCUUAAAUCUAUCGUCUAGCUUUGAUCUGACAGAGGACUGAUGCUGUAAUCUCUCUGUCACUCUGUACAGCUGGUAUCCAAGAAACUUUGCUUCGACACCCGUUCCACCAUCCUGGGACACGUACAGAGAGGUGGCACCCCCUCUGCUUUCGAUAGGAUCCUGGUAAUCCAUCUCUGUCACCACUUUGUGUCUGUCAAUCUGUCUGUCUGUCUUGUUUUCACUCUGUUGGCUACUCUUUCUUGACCUUCAGGGUCAUUACAUAUCACCUAUAAUGUUCCUGCUAUGAUAAUCGAUCCUUCAUUCAUUCCUUCUCUCCCUUCGUCCCCCAGGGUAGCAGGAUGGGUGUGGAGGCUGUGAUGGCUCUGUUGGAGGCCACCCCAGAAACCCCAGCCUGUGUUGUCAGUCUUUCUGGGAACAUGGCCAUCAGGCUGCCUCUCAUGGAGUGUGUCCAAGUUGUGAGCUAUAUACCUAUGCCACAUCAAACUGCAUUAUUUCCUCUCUUACUGCUGAGAAAGCAUAUUAUCGACAUUGUCGUUUAAAAUGUCUUCUUCUCUCUAUUAUCCCCCCUCUCUCAGACUAAAGAUGUGACCGUAGCCAUGGCUGAGGGGAGAUUUGAAGAUGCUGUGAAGCUCAGGGGAAAGUGAGCCUUUUAUUUUGCCUCUUUUAUUCCUUCUUCAUUUGGACUUUUAUUAUAGUGAGAUGAAAACCAUUGGUCAUUUUCUUGUCAAUGUCUGUAGGAGCUUUCAGAAUAACUGGAACACAUACAAAAUGCUGGCUCACGUGAACCCCCCAGAAGUGAAGGUGAGUAACUGCAUAAUUUUCAUCAGUUUCUUUUUCUUGCUAUCUUGGUCUGGUAUUUGGGCAACCUGGUUGCACAUUUGAAGGCAUUAUAGGGUUGCACCAAAAUACAUCCUCUCUCUGUCUUGUUCUCCCCCUCUCAGAGCAACAUCAAUAUUGCCAUUGUAAAUGUGGGCGCCCCCUGUGCUGGAAUGAAUGCAGCAGUGCGUGCAGCUGUCAGGGUCGGUCUCAUCCAGGGACACCAGAUGCUGGCUAUACAUGACGGCUUUGACGGCCUGGCUAACGGACAGGUGGGCCAUUCCACCAGGAAAGAUGUCCCUGAGGAUUUCCUGUAGUGGACAACUUGUGUGUAAUUUUACAUGUGAUCAGAUGAAUGACAUCAUCAGGAACAUCAGUUCAUUGCCAAGUUGAGCUCCACCUGCAAAGCUCAACACAAAUAACACACACACACACACACACCAUACUCAUCUCUUGUUCCUCUUCCCCAGAUUGAGCCUAUCACUUGGGCUCAAGUGGGUGGAUGGACUGGGAAGGGAGGGUCCAAUCUCGGUACCAAGAGGUGAGACAUCUCCACAGAGCACACACACCAAUGCUUAGGGCCAGGGAAAGUUCAAAGUCGUGUGUUUAGGAGGAACCCAGGGCACUACUUAGAAGAACAUAAACCUCUAUUGACAUUUACCUCUCUGUUUCUCCUCUCUGGUGUGUAGACACCUGCCAGGUAAAAACAUUGAGCAAAUCAGCCUGAACAUUGCCAAGUUCAACAUCCAUUCUCUGAUCAUCAUCGGAGGCUUUGAGGUGAGGCUCGAGGGGGAGGAUUAGAGUGUUCGGAUGGUUCACUGGUCCACUGUCAAAAUCAUUAUUGAUUGAACAUAUUCAUUGAACAUAAGCACUACAGUUGAAAAACAAUGAGUCUCAUGAAUAUUGUCAUGUCUGUUGAUGCCUAUUCCAGAUAUACACUACCAGUCAAAAGUUUGGAAACACAUUCAAGGGUUUUUCUUUAUUCUUUCUAUUUUUUUUACAUUGUAGAAUAAUAGUGAAGACAUCAAAACUAUGAAAUAACACAUAUGGAAUCAUGUAGUAACCAAAAAAGUGUUAAACAAAUCAAAAUAUAUUUUACAUUUCAGAUUCUUCAAAUAGCUACCCUUUGCCUUGAUGACAGCUUUUGCACACUCUUGGCAUUCUCUCAACCAGCUUCAUGAGGUAGUCACCUGGAAUGCAUUUCAAUUAACAGGUGUGCCGCCUUAAAAGUUAAUUUGUGGAAUUUCUUUCCUUCUAAAUGCGUUUGCGCCAAUCAGUUGUGUUGUGACAAGGUAUGGGGGGGGGGGGGGGGGUAAUGGCAGGGUUAUGGCAAGAACAGCUCAAAUAAGCAAAGAGAAACGUCAGUCCAUCAUUACUUUAAGACAUGAAGGUCAGUCAAUACAGAACAUUUCAAAAACUUUGAACGUUUCUUCAAGUGCAGUUGCAAAAACCAUCAAGCGCUAUGAUGAAACUGGCUCUCAUGAGGACCACCACAGGAAUGGAGGACACAUCUCAACAUCAACUGUUCAGAGGGGACUGUGUGAAUCAGGCCUUCAUGGGCGAACUGCUGCAAAGAAACCACUACUAAAGGACACCAAUAACAAGAAGAGACCUGCUUGGGCCAAGAAACACGAGCAAUGGACAUUAGACUGGUGGGAAGUGUCCUGUGUGAAUUUAAGUAUGCUCUCUCUAAUUCUCUCGUUCUCUCUUUCUCUCUGAGAACCUGAGCCCUAGGACCAUACGUCAGGACUACCGGGCAUGAUGACACCCUGCUGCCCCCAGUCCGCCUGGCCUUGCUGCUAUUCCAGUUUCAACUGUUCUGCCUGCGGCUACGAAACCCCUACCUGUCCCAGACCUGCUGUUUUCAACUCUAAAUGAUCGGCUAUGAAAAGCCAACUGAGAGACCUGAGCCCUAGGACCAUACGUCGGGACUACCGGCCGUGGUGACUCCUUGCUAUCCCCAGUCCGCCUGGCCUUGCUGCUAUUCCAGUUUAAACUGUUCUGCCUGCGGUUAUGGAACCCCUACCUGUCCCAGACCUGCUGUUUUAAACUCUAAUGAUCGGCUAUGAAAAGCCAACUGAGAUUUAUUCCUGAUUAUUAUUUGACCAUGCUUGUCACUUAUGAACAUUUUUGAACAUCUUGGCAUGGUUCUGUUAUAAUCUCCACCCGGCACAGCCAGAAGAGGACUGGCCACCCCUCAUAGCCUGGUUCCUCUCUAGGUUUCUUCCUAGGUUUUGCCUUUCUAGGGAGUUUUUCCUAGCCACCGUGCUUCUACACCUGCAUUACUAGCUGUUUGGGGUUUUAGGCUGGGUUUCUGUACAGCACUUCGAGAUAUUAGCUGAUGUAAGAAGGGCUAUAUAAAAUAAAAUUGAUUGAUUGAUUGAUUGAAUUUGUCCUUUGGUCUGGAGUCCAAAUUGGAGAUUUUUGGUUCCAAGCGCCGUGUCUUUGUGAGACGCGUUGUGGGUGAACGGAUGAUCUCCGCAUGUGUAGUUCCCACUGUAAAGCAUGGAGGAGGAGGUGUUAUGGUGUGGGGGUGCUUUGCUGGUGACACUGUCAAGGCACACUUAACCAGCAUGUCUACCACAGCAUUCUGCAGUGAUACGCCAUCACAUCUGGUUUGGGCUUAGUGGGACUAUGAUUUGUUUUUCAACAGGACAAUGACCCAACACACCUCCAGGCUGUGUAAGGGUUAUUUUUACCAAGAAGCAGAGUGAUGGAGUGCUGCAUCAGAUGACCUGGCCUCCACAAUCCCCUGACCUCAACCCAAUUGAGAUGCUUAGCAUAUGUGGGAACUCUUUCAAGACUGUUGGAAAAGCAUUCCAAGUGAAGCUGGUUGAGAGAAUGCCAAGAGUGUGCAAAGCUGUCACCAAGGCAAAGGGUGGCUAUUUGAAGAAUCUCAAAUAUAACAUAUAUUUUGAUUUGUUUAACACUUUUUUGGUUACUACGUGAUUCCAUAUGUGUUAUUUCAUAGUUUUGAUGUCUUCACUAUUAUUCUAAAUAGUAAAGAAAAACCCUUGAAUGAGUAGGUGUGUCCAAACUUUUGACUGGUACUGUGCAUGGUAUUGUGUGUCUCCCUGUCAGGCCUAUCUGGGUGGUCUGGAGCUGGUGACAGCCAGGGAGAAGUACGAGGAGCUGUGUAUCCCCAUGGUGGUCAUUCCCGCCACCGUCUCCAACAAUGUUCCCGGAUCAGACUUCAGCAUCGGCGCUGACACCGCCCUCAACACCAUCACCAUGGUAAGACACACACACACACACGCUGUACCCCAGACACACACACACACACACUUUAAAUACUUUAUUUGAAUCCACAAAUUGCAUUACAGUCGAGAAGGAUUCAAACAUUUCAAAGGACAUGGUCAUCUGGAUGGAUAUAGAAAGCACCUUCUCCAUUCAGCAAGGCUUUCCAUGACACCUGACACAGAGCAGUACUUUGUUAGCUGCUUUGCCUUUGUCCUAUGCGGGCCUGCAUUCUGUCAGCCUGUGUAUAUGGCUGAGACUCCCAAAUAUCAGCGCCACAAGUUUGCACUGAUAACUAAGGCUGUUCAGGCGUGACACGAGGAAAUGGUAUUUCAGCAACUUAGCAACAAAUGGUCUGCUCCAUAUAGGAGUCAAAAGAGCAACCCACUUCCAAAAUAUGUACCUCCCUCCGGCCUUCCCCACAACAACAAUAUCUGGCAUAUUUGGGAUACAAGAAAACACAUUAUCAAACCAGCCUCCUCUGACAAGAGAAUGUUUGUGAAUGUGUGCGGGACACACACACUUUGACCUUUUAGUCAUUUAGCAGACGCUCUUAUCCAGAGCAAUUAGGGUUCAGUGCCUUGCUCAAGGACACAUCAACAGAUUAUUUACCUAGUUGCACAGGGAUUCGAACUAGUAACCUUUUUGUUACUGGCCCAACACUCUUAACUGCUAUGCUAACCGCUAGGCUACCUGCCUAACAUAUGACAAUACCCAGACACACAUCCCUCCUCAUAUUUACCUUUCUUUCUUUCUGUCAGACUUGCGACAGGAUCAAGCAGUCUGCUGCUGGCACCAAGAGGAGAGUGUUCAUCAUUGAGACCAUGGGGGGAUACUGCGGCUACCUGGCAACCAUGGCUGGCUUGUCAUCUGGGGCUGACGCUGCCUACAUUUAUGAAGAGCCUUUCCAUAUCCGCGACCUUGAGGUCAGGGGGCACACUGGCAGAAUAACAAAGAUGGAUGGAUUCUGUGUUAUAUUUCAAACACAAAACAUGGGGACAUUGGGUUGUUGAAUCAUCUAUUGUAUUGUUUUGUUGCAGCUGAACGUGGAGCAUCUGAUAGAAAAGAUGAAGACCUCAGUGAAGAGAGGUCUCAUUCUCAGGUAGGUGUGCUCUCCUCAAAAACACAUCCUUAUCUGAUAUCCCUCAGACAUUAUCGUUCUCUUGUUUCUCUUGUUACUACAACUAACGAAUGAUGGAUUGUCCUAUAAUAAUACCGCCAUCCUCCUCCUGCCGACAGGAACGCUAAUGCCAACGACAACUACACCACACAGUUCCUCUACAACCUGUACUCAGAGGAGGGCAAGGGCACGUUCGACUGCAGGAUGAACAUCCUGGGACACAUGCAGCAGGUCUGAUGGACGCUUCUUCUAACUGUUUAAUGGGCUCAACUCUAAAUCUGUUGUAAUAUAAGGAAUCAAUUUAUGUAUAUAUUCAUCUGGAAAUACAUCUCUCUUUCUCUUUGUCUCACCACCAGGGUGGAACCCCCUCUCCCUUCGACAGGAAUUUUGGCACCAAGAUGGGAUCCAAGUCUGUCCUGUGGCUGACUGACAAGCUGAAGGAGUGCUACAGACACGGUGAGGAUCAUUUGGUAUUUUAUUAGGAUCCCCAUUAGCUGUUGCAAAAGCAGCAGCUACUCUUCCUGGGGUCCACACAAAACAUGAAACAUUACAUAAUACAGAACAUUAAUAGUCAAGAACAACUCAAGGACAGAACUACAUCAAUUAAAAAAGAAAGAAAGGCACACAGCCUACAUAUCAAUACCAAUACAUACACACAAACUAUCUAGGUCAAAUAGGGGAGAGGCGUUGUGCCAUGAGGUGUUACUUUAUAUAUUUUUUUGAAAGCAGGUUUGCUGUUCAUUUGAGCAAUAUGAGAUGGAACGGAGUUCUAUGCAAUAAUGGCUCUAUAUAAUACUGUACUCUUUCUUGAGUUUGUUCUGGAUUUGGGGACUGUGAAAAGACCCCUGGUCGCAUGUCUGAUGGGGUAAGUGUGUGUCAGAGCUGUGCGUAAGUUGACUGUGCAAACAAUUUGGGAUUUUCAACACAUUAAUGUUUCUUAUAAAAAGAAGUGAUGCAGUCAGUCUCUCCUCAACUCUUAGCCAAGAGAGACUGGCAUGCAUAGUAUUUAUAUCAGCCCUCUGAUUACAAUGAAAAGCAAGACGUGCCGCUCUGUUCUGGGCCAGCUGCAGCUUUACUAGGUAUUUCCUUGCAGCACUCGACCACACAACUGGACAAUAAUCAAGAUAAGUCAAAACUAGAGCCUGCAGGACUUGCUUUUUGGAAUGUGGUGUCAAAAAAGCAGAGCAUCUCUUUAUUACAGACAGACCUCUCCCCAUCUUUACAACCAUUGAAUCUAUAUGUUUGACCAUGACAGUUUACAAUCUAAGGUAACGCCAAGUAAUUUAGUCUCCUCAACUUGUUCAACAGCCACACCAUUCAUAACCAGAUUCAGCUGAGGUCUAGAACUUACGGAAUGCUUUGUACCAAAUACAAUGCUCUUAGUUUUAGAGAUGUUCAGGACCAGUUUAUUACUGGCCACCCAUUCCAAAACAGACUGCAACUCUUUGUCUCUUUGUUAAGAGUUUCAGUGACUUCAUUAGCUGUGGUUGCUGAUGCGUAUAUGGUUGAAUCAUCAGCAUACAUGGACACACAUUCUUUGUUUAAUGGCAGUGGCAGGUCAUUGGUAAUAAUAGAAAAGAGAACAGAGGGCCUAGAGAGCUGCCCUGCGGUACACCACACUUUACAUGUUUGACAUUAGAGAAGCUUCCAUUAAUCUCUACGGGAUCGGUGUCCCGUAUACGGGACGGUUGAGCUAACGUGCGCUAAUGUGAUUAGCAUGACUGUUGUAAGUAACAGCAAACUUUCCAGGACAUAAACAUGUCUUAAAUGGGCAGAAAACUUAAAUUCUUGUUAAUCUAACUGCACUGUCCAAUUUACAGUAGCUAUUGCAGUGAAAAGAUACCAUGCUAUUGUUUGAGGAGAGUGCACAACAACAGAAAAACGUAUCACGGCAAGUGGUUUGAUACAUUCACCUCUGAAGGUACAUAAUGUACUUACCUUCAGUAAUCUUGCUCUGAUUUGUCAUCCUAAGGGUCCCAGAGAUAAAAUGUAGCAUAGUUUUGUUUGAUAAAAUCAAUUUUUAUAUUCAAAUGUAGGAACUGGGUUCUACAGUUUGAACCCCUGCUGUCUCUGGCUCUGUAUUAUCUUUUACCAGAUCUAAUGUGUUAUAUUCUCCUACAUUAAUUUCACAUUUCCACAAACUUCAAAGUGUUUCCUUUCAAAUGGUAUCAAGAAUAUGCAUAUCCUUGCUUCAGGUCCUGAGCUACAGACAGUUAGAUUUGGGUAUGUCAUUUUAGGCGAAAAUUGAAAGAAAGGGUCAGAUCCUUGAGGUUAAAGAAAACCCUUUCAGUUCUAUUAUAUAGAUAGCUCUGAAUCCACAAUAUGGCAGAGGUUGAAAAGCCAUAACACAUCCACUACCAUUCAAACUAAGCUUUGUGAAUGUUGACCUGUUUAAAGGUCUUACUCACAUCGGCUACGGAGAGCGCGAUCACACAGUCGUCCAGAACAGCUGAUGCUCUCGUGCAUGCUUCAAUGUUGCUUGCCUCGAAGCGAGCAUAGAAGUAAUUUAGCUCGUCUGGUAGGCUCUUAUCACUGGGCAGCUCGCGGCUGCGCUUCCCUUUGUAGUCUGUAAUAGUUUGCAAGCCCUGCCACAUCCGAGCGUCGGAGCCGGUGUAGUACGAUUCAGUCUUAGUCCUGUUUUGACGCUUUACCUGUUUGAUGGUUCGUCGGAGGGCAUAGCGGGAUGUCUUCUAAGCAUCCGGGUUAGAGUCCCGCUCCUUGAAAGCGGCAGCUCUACCCUUUAGCUCAGUGCGGAUGUUGCCUGUAAUCCAUGGCUUCUGGUUGGGGUAUGUGCGUACGGUCACUGUGGGGACGACAUCAUCGAUGCACUUAUUGAUGAAGCCAGUGACUGAUGUGGUGUACUCCCCAAUGCCAUCAGAAGAAUCCCGGAACAUAUUCCAGUCUGUGCUAGCAAAACAGUCCUGUAGCUUAGCAUCUGUGUCAUCUGACCACUUCUGUAUUGAGCGAGUCACUGGUAAUUCCUGCUUUAGUUUUAGCUUGUAAGCAGGAAUCAGGAGGAUAGAAUUGUGAUCAGAUUUGCCAAAUGGAGGGCGAGGGAGAGCUUUGUACGCAUCUCUGUGUGUGGAGUAAAGGUGGUCUAGAGUUUUUUUUUCCUCUGGUUGCACAUUUAACAUGCUGGUAGAAAUUAGGUAAAACAGAUUUAAUUUUCCCUGCAUUAAAGUCCCCGGCCACUAGGAGCGCCACCUCUGGAUGAGCAUUUUCUUGUUUGCUCAUGCCUUAUACAGCCCGUUGAGUGCGGUCUUAGUGCCAGCAUUGGUUUGUGGUGGUAAAUAGACAGCUAUGAAAAAUAUAGAUGAUAAACUCUCUUGGUAAAUAGUGUGGUCUCCAGCUUAUCAUGAGAUACUCUACCUCAGGCGAGCAAGAAAUCCCGCUAGCUUGAUAGGCAGCUAGCUAGCAGCUAGGCUAGUUGCUACGCCAAAUGGCUCCUCAGACCCGGCCUUGGUCGGCAGGAUCACUGGACAGAGAGUAGCAGUCCCAGCAACUGAUGCCAAAUGCGUCCCGGGAUCCAAACUAAAAAGUUAACUAGCUACUAAAACUUUCCAACACACUUUCAAAACAACAAAUUUGUCAAAACAACAAACCGAGGGGGUAGAGGGUUAGGGGAAUAUAAUAAAGGAAAAUGUAUGAAAAUAUAUAUGGGGAAUGAUGAUGCAGACAAUUACAUUGAUGGAAGCCACAAUAUAUCUGCAAUAUUAAAGCUGAUCUACCUCCUAGAAAUAACAUUUUUUUUUAAAGCGAAUAACUCUUCUUGCUCUCAUCAACAAGCACAAUGCCUCCAUAACUUGCUCUGUAUAAUGCAUCUACAUGGAUUCAUGACCUUCUGUGCCCACUACCUUCGGCCUGGUCCUAGAUAGGUGUUUUAUCCAACUCCUCUGACUAUUGAUGUCCUGCUAUAAGAGAUGAGCUGGAUAAAGCCCAUACAGACAGAUCUAGGACCAGCCAGGCUACUGUCCUCCUAUGCUGAUGCUGGCCCUCUUUGUGUCCCCAGGUCGUAUCUUUGCUAACACACCAGAUUCUGCCUGUGUGCUGGGCAUGAAGAAGAGAUCCCUGAUCUUCCAACCCCUGGCUUCCCUCAAGGAAGACACUGACUUUGAGUAAGUCCUAAUCCUCCCUGUGUUUCCACACCUCCUUCUCGUUCUCUCCUCCUUCUCUUUCUCUCCUCCUCUCUCUUGUUUGUGACUCUUCAUCGUGUGUUCCACAUUGAGUUCAGUUGUGUUUUAAUGACGAGCAAUGGUAAGUAAGUGCUGUUUUUUGGAAUUAUGUGUCAAUCCAGUUAGAACCAUUGAACCAGCCCAGGUUCCUUCUAUCAUUUAUCUUCUUAUUCUUCCUCUAUUUCCUGUUUUCUUUCUCUGAUCCCACUCUUCUUACCCUCCUCCUUCACACUCCCCUCUUCUACCAUCCUAUUUUCUCUCUCCUCUCCCUCACUCUAUCCUUCUCUCCUCCCUCCACAGGCACCGUAUCCCAAAGACCGAGUGGUGGCUGAAGCUGAGGCCCAUCCUGAAGAUCCUGGCCAGGUAUGAAGCUGUGGAAAUCGACACCUCUGAGGCGGCUGCCAUGGAGCACAUCAUCAAGAAGACAGGCGAAAUCAAUGGGGGCAAA
Molecule: messenger RNA, 24677 nt
Organism: Coregonus sp. 'balchen'
Lineage: Eukaryota; Metazoa; Chordata; Actinopteri; Salmoniformes; Salmonidae
Source: the annotation of a GenBank genome assembly